UCGUGACGGCACUGCUCAGCCUUAAGGUAAUCAAUCCCUCAAGAAAAGGCAGGCGUCGCCUUGUGAUAGCACUAUCCAACCUUAAGAUGCUCUAAAGUUUCAUAGCAUUAGCCUUAUCUGAGGACAAGCAACUCUAUUAGACCUUACGAUUAUCUUACUUCUGUUUUAGUUAUUUUUACAUACCUAACCCAUGCCCGACCAUAGUAUACGUCGCAACGGGCUCACGCAACUCUCUAGCCCUGCAAGUGAAUCAUGCGAAGUCAACAUUAUUCUUGUACACGGGUUAAGGGGUCACCCGCAGACAACUUGGGAAGAUAACUCGACUGAAAAAGGCAAACAAGCUGCGCCCACAACACGAGACAAGAUCUCAAAGCGAAUUUCACGCCUGACAAGUCUUGUAUCGGCUCACAAUGAAAAAUCGAACGAAGAAGAAGAAAACGAAAACCAUGGGACCUCGUCGAAACAGCAUAAGGUAUUCUGGCCACGAGACUAUCUCGCAGAGGAUUUCCCCAAGGCGAGAGUAUGGACAUACGGGUAUAACGCCGAUGUCAUUGGGGUCUUUGAAGCAAAUAAUAAGAACAGCAUAUCGCAACACGGUCAAGAUUUUACCGUCCGGAUUGAGCGCAAUAUUAAGGGCAAGGGAUUCCACGAACCGAUCAUAUUUAUUGCACACAGCCUCGGCGGAAUUAUCGUCAAAGAUGCAAUAUGGAGAUCAAAUAUCUGUAGUUCACAAACGAAGCUCAUUAUUUUCCUUGGGACACCUCACCGAGGUACCCCGGCGGCAGCAUGGGGAACUAUCGCAUCAAACCUGGCCGCACUUGCCCUACAUGACUCUAACAAGAAAAUUGUCAGGACUCUACAAGUUAAUAGCGAAGUCCUCGACAAUAUUCACUUCCAGUUCAAAAACAAAGUUAGUGAAAAGGGUAUUAUGAUUCACUCAUUCCAGGAAGCGAGAGGCAUAUCAGGUGUGAAAGGACUCGAGGGCAAGGUGGUGAACGAUGAUUCUUCAAAAGUCGACUUACCGGAAACGCUCGAAGUAGUUGAGACACUUGAUGCAGACCAUAUGCAGAUGGCAAGGUGCAGCAACAGGGCAGACCAACAGUAUGACAGUAUCUCCGGGGUCAUCCAACUAUUCAUCGCUGGGGGCCUUCAAAGGAGUGUUCCUCAAAGUAUUCACCAAGAUAUCGCUAGUAAAUCCCUUUAUCAUAUUCCGCACCUCAGAAAUGAACUUUUUGGCGGUCGAGACCAAAUUCUAGAAGAAAUCGAAAACCACUUUUUCGUCAAGAAACGCCGGAAAUUGGCAGUUCUUGGCCUGGGAGGUGUCGGGAAAACCCAAGUGGCCCUGGAGUUCGCGUACCGGUUGCGAGACCGCAAGCCCGAGUAUUCUGUCUUCUGGGUGCUAGCACAGAGCCAAGCAACUUUUGAGCAAUCGUAUGCGGGCUUGGCCAAGUUGCUUCAGAUAUCCGGUGAAGAGGACCAGAAAAUACUGGUAAAGCAACAUCUCAGCUCCGAGAAUGCCGGGAAGUGGCUUCUAAUCGUCGAUAAUGCGGACGAUCACGAAGCAACAUUUCGAUCGAACGAUUCAACUGGUAUGAUCAAAUACCUACCUCAAAAUAACCACGGCUUAACCCUCUUCACCACACGCUCACGAGAAGUAGCCGUGGACGUAGCGAUAAACAACGUGAUCGACCUCGGAGAAAUGAACCCCGAAGAGGCAAAAAGUCUCUUCAGAUCAUAUAAGACAGCAGAUCAGCCCGACCAAAAUGAAACGAUAAUUGAGGAACUAGUUAAGGAACUUACGUAUCUUCCCCUUGCCAUCGUACAGGCCGCUUCAUAUAUGAACAAGAAUAUGAUGUCAGUCGAGAAGUACCUUGGCCUGUUACGGGGUGAAGAACGGAACAUCGUUAACCUAAUGGAACGGGCUUUCUAUGACGAUACCCUAGAUAUGCCCCGGGCAGUUCUAAAGACGUGGACUGUGUCUUUUGAACAAAUUCGACAGUGCGAUCCCAUCGCAGCAAAGACGUUCUCGUUUAUGGCUUGCCUCGAUCCGAAAGCUAUCCCACAAUCGCUUUUACCCGCCCAACAGCCGGAGGUGGACUUCGAACAUGCGAUUGGUACACUUUUGGGGUACGCAUUUAUAACUCGACAAGAGAAUGGUUCUAUGUUUGAUAUGCAUAGGCUGGUACAUAUAGCGAUACGAGCAUGGUUGCAGGACCAUGACCUAAAACGAAUAAGAACCGACGCGAUUACUUAUCUCUCGCCGAUUCUGUCAUACGAAGACCUAGCAGAUGAGCUAUGGAGAGAAUAUAUGCCACAUGCUUUACGUUUGCUUGAAGAAAAUAGAGAUUGCCAAACGAGGGAGAUAUAUGAAUUAUCUUGCAACGUUGGAGCGUAUCUCAACUACGCCAGACGAUUUAGAGAAGCAAUCAAAGUAUUAAGUGAAGCUUUUGCGUGGAGAAAAGAACACAAUUUUCAAGACAAUAUCCUACCACACCCAUUAGAGACCUAUUUAGCAGAUGCAUAUGUUGAAAUAGGACAGGAUCAGGACGCGAUUGAGUUAUUGGAACCCGUGGUGGUGGUUGAGGAUGAGAGCCCCGCUCAAGUGAAAAUGCAAUCCAUAUUGGCAGGAGCAUACAGUACCACUAAACAGGCUGAGAAGGCGAUCAAGAUAUAUGAGCGUAUUGCGGUCAUCCGAGGGACAUUACCAGAAGACCACCCCGAUCGAUUAUCAGUAACACAUCAGCUAGCAUCAGCAUUCAGUAUGAAUGGUCAAACAGAGGAUGCGAUUAAGAUGUUUAAGGAUAUUAUAUCCAUCGACAGAAAAGUUUUGGAGAAGGAGCAUAUCGACCUACUAACAACAGAGCAUGAACUGGCAGUGGCAUAUUAUAGAAACGGCCAGUUUGGGGAAACGGUCAGCAUACUUGAGCGCAUUAUACCUAUUAUAAGGAAGAACUUGGCAGAAGACGAUCCUUUUUGCCUCUUAUCACAAAAACGGUGUGCCGACGCGUAUCGUAAGACUAACCGGGUUAAAGAAGCGAUCGAGUUAUAUGAGCAUGUCAGAACAUUAUAUAAGAAGAUGCUAGCAGAGGACGACAAACAGUUACUCGCCUUGGAGCAUAACUUAGCAAUCGCCUACCUGGAGAAUGGACAGCUUAAAAAAGGAAUUCACCUGCUUAAGCAUAUUAUCACUGUUGACAAAGCAAUAUUGCCUGAAGAUGACCUUUCUCGACUACAAUCGGAAAAAGAGCUGGCAAAAGCAUAUAUCGAUUCCGGCGAGAUUGAGAAUGCAAUCGAGAUACUUGAGCGCGUGGUUGCGAUAUUAUCAACCACAGUCGAUGAAGAUGACGAAGACUUGAUCAGAUCACGAAAAUUACUCGCUAAGGCACAUGGCAAGCGUUGAGUGUUCUUAUUUCUUUAAACUAUAACUCAACUUGUAUAUAGUAUGAGCAACGAUAUUUACGCAGUAUUAUAAUGGAAUUGCAUUCAUAGUAACACAUUAAACUUACUAGUAUGAGCUUGUAUUUAACAUAGCGACCAUCUUCGGACUUUGUCCUAUUCAACACCCUCUACAGACGUUAGGGUUACCUAAUAU
This is a messenger RNA of Daldinia loculata, 3592 nucleotides long. RefSeq lists its product as uncharacterized. The record is from RefSeq and is a predicted model, not a curated record. Gene Ontology annotation, molecular function: protein binding; ADP binding. The transcript has 6 exons. The coding region runs from base 191 to 3400 and encodes 1069 amino acids. Lineage: Eukaryota; Fungi; Ascomycota; Sordariomycetes; Xylariales; Hypoxylaceae.